UUGCAGAUGCCACACAUGAUGCAACUGACUGUGAAAAAUAACUCUUCAGUGUCUGAGUUCAUUCUUAUGGGACUGACAGACCAACCUGAGCUCCAGCUUCCCUUAUUUGUUCUUUUCUUGGUGAAUUACACAGCCACUGUGAUGGGAAACUUGAGUUUAAUGAAUCUCAUUUGCCUAAACUCAAACCUUCACACUCCUAUGUACUUUUUUAUCUUCAAUCUCUCCUUCAUUGAUUUCUGUUAUUCACUUGUUUUUACACCCAAAAUGCUGAUGAGUUUUCUUUUAGAGAAGAAUACUAUCUCCUUCAGAGGAUGCAUGACUCAACUGUUUUUCUUCCUAUUUUUUGUGAACUCAGAGAGCUAUGUGCUGACAGCCAUGGCAUAUGAUCGCUAUGUGGCCAUCUGCCAGCCACUAUUGUACAAUGUAGUUAUGUCCCCUAAGAUCUGUUGCCUGUUAAUAUUUGGUACUUACAUGAUGGGACUUGUUAGUGCUUUGUUCCACACAGGUUUCAUGAUCAGGCUCAGGUUUUGUGAUUCUAACAUUAUCAACCAUUACAUGUGUGACAUCUUCCCUCUGCUUCAGCUCUCCUGCAGUAACACCUAUGUCAAUGAGCAUGUGCAUUCCAUUGUGGUGGGUACAGCUAUCAUUUUAUGUUGCCUCAUUAUCUUUAUCUCAUAUGCUAUGAUCCUUUUCAAUGUCAUUCAUAUGUCAUCAGGUAAGGGCUGGUCGAAAGCCUUGGCCACUUGUGGGUCUCACAUCAUAACUGUUUGUCUCUUUUACGUAACUGGGCUGCUUGCUUAUGUCAAGCCAUCAUCUGCUGAGACUGUGGGCCAGGGAAAAAUUUUCUCAGUAUUUUAUACUUUUUUGGUGCCCAUGUUGAAUCCUCUCAUUUACAGUCUCAGAAACAAGGAUGUCAAACUUGCUGUGAAAAAAACCUGGAAGAGGCUCACAAGCUAA
Messenger RNA from Chionomys nivalis (European snow vole), 957 nucleotides. Its product is annotated as olfactory receptor 143-like. Gene Ontology annotation, cellular component: membrane. NCBI's taxonomy places the organism in Eukaryota, Metazoa, Chordata, Mammalia, Rodentia, Cricetidae. Gene Ontology annotation, biological process: sensory perception of smell; G protein-coupled receptor signaling pathway. Gene Ontology annotation, molecular function: odorant binding; G protein-coupled receptor activity; olfactory receptor activity. Bases 7 to 957 code for a protein of 316 amino acids. The transcript has a single exon. The record is from RefSeq and is a predicted model, not a curated record.